Molecule: messenger RNA, 1029 nt
Organism: Triticum aestivum (bread wheat)
Lineage: Eukaryota; Viridiplantae; Streptophyta; Magnoliopsida; Poales; Poaceae
Product: ATP synthase subunit a, chloroplastic-like
Exons: 3
Coding region: 334-1029 (231 amino acids)
Biological process (GO): proton motive force-driven ATP synthesis
Molecular function (GO): proton transmembrane transporter activity
Source: RefSeq, a predicted model, not a curated record
GGAAUGUGCCAUUUUAGGGAUUCCUACUAUUUCUUUAGUCGAUACAAAUUGUGACCCGGAUCUCGCGAAUAUAUCGAUUCCAGCCAACGAUGACACUAUGACUUCAAUUCGAUUGAUUCUUAACAAAUUAGUAUUUUCAAUUUGUGAGGGCCGUUCUCUCUAUAUAAGAAAUCGUUGAUUAAGAAUAUAUAGUGAAUUCUUGGGCAACUGCGUAAAUUUAUGGAAUCACUUACUUUACUAUAUCUUUUUUUUUUGCAUAGAAUUUUUUUUGCAUAGAAAAAAGAAGGGGAAUAUUGAUAUAUAUUAGAGGGUAUUGAUAUAUAUUAUGAUCUGAUGUGCUUUCUUGGUAUCCUAAAUAUAAGAUUAAUACUUCAAGUUGCUGAGUUGAGAAAGAGAUGGUUGAAUCAAAAGAAUUCCUCUUUUGAAGUUCAAUUUUUAUCAGAGGACAAUAUGAAUAUUAUACCUUGUUCCAUUAAAACACUCAAGGGGUUAUACGAUAUAUCGGGUGUAGAAGUAGGCCAACACUUCUAUUGGCAAAUAGGAGGUUUCCAAAUUCAUGCCCAAGUACUCAUCACUUCUUGGGUCGUAAUUACUAUCUUGCUAGGUUCAGUUGUCAUAGCUGUUCGGAAUCCACAAACCAUCCCGACCGACGGUCAGAAUUUUUUUGAAUAUGUCCUUGAGUUUAUUCGAGACUUGAGCAAAACUCAGAUUGGAGAAGAAUAUGGUCCCUGGGUUCCCUUUAUUGGAACUAUGUUCCUUUUUAUUUUUGUUUCGAAUUGGUCGGGUGCUCUUUUACCUUGGAAAAUUAUAGAGUUACCCCAUGGGGAAUUAGCAGCGCCCACGAAUGAUAUAAAUACUACUGUUGCUUUAGCUUUACUCACGUCAGCGGCAUAUUUUUAUGCUGGUCUUAGCAAAAAAGGAUUGAGCUAUUUCGAGAAAUAUAUUAAACCAACUCCAAUCCUUUUACCAAUUAACAUCCUAGAAGAUUUCAUAUAUGAAAACGGGAUAGUUACCUUUCAGAAAAUUUGA